This is a messenger RNA of Pygocentrus nattereri (red-bellied piranha), 2505 nucleotides long. RefSeq names its product SH2 domain containing 5 (gene sh2d5). Gene Ontology annotation, cellular component: postsynaptic density. The transcript is spliced from 10 exons. Lineage: Eukaryota; Metazoa; Chordata; Actinopteri; Characiformes; Serrasalmidae. The record is from RefSeq and is a predicted model, not a curated record. Bases 342 to 1535 code for a protein of 397 amino acids.
GUCAGAGCUGGGGAGGAGAGGGCGGAGCUCGCCACGCUGACCGAGAGAAACACGUUCAGCCAAGAAUCGAGUUUUUAUCGCUUUUUAUCGCUUAUUCUCGCUUAUUCUACCAAACUCCGAGUUUGUCCGCCUGCGGAGUGUGAGGUGAGGGCAGCCCCCGGUAGAUUAAGGCGAAAUGAGGCGAGUUUCUGGACGCUUCUGAUGAGGAGCACCUGAGGGAGGCAUGGACGAGCUGAAGUGUGAAGUCCUCCACCUGAAAGUGGAGCACAUUCCUGUUUAAAGCGAAGCUUCAGCAUCCACUGAUCCACUUAUUUUUCAAUCACCAGAUCAGCCGGCCAAAUAUGGGUGAGACAGCAGCCAGAGAGGAUGGGACGGUGACGAGAUCCGCAGAGUACAUUGGCUCAUUUCCUGUUGACGACAGCUGUCUGGAUGAGCAAAUCGAACAGCUGCACGCCCAGCUGAAGUCCCUCAAGAACUGCAAGCGAAGGCGAGCCGUCUCCCUGAAAUUCUCCAUCAAAGGAGUGAAGGUGUAUAAUGAGGAUGAGACGACUCUUCUGAUGGCACAUGCUCUGCGCCGAGUCUCCCUCUCCAUCGCUCAGCCGUCUGAUUCUCAGUUCGCCUUCAUCGCCCACAACCCCGGAAGCCCCGACACCCAGCUCUACUGCCACCUCUUCAAGGCCCGACAUGCCAGAGCCGCCCAGUUCCUGAACCUGCUGCUGUGCCGCUGUUUCCAGCUGUGUUACCUGGAGAAGCAUCCAGAAGAGGCUCAGAGCGAGUCGUCUGGAAAGUCGCCCAUUCAUGUCCCUUCCCUGCUGAACCAUGGCUUCCCCCUCAGUGUCAGCGCCCUGGUGUCCUUCCGCAGGGCACCCACCCAGGGGCUGUUGCCAGGGGCAAAGGUGUCCUCCAGUCCCAGCCCGGAUCCUGUGAGCAAUCCGGACGAGGUCUUCCUGACCUCCCCUACGCUCGUACGCAAGAAGGCCAUCAGAGAGAAGGUGCUGCGCUCUGGCGCUUACCGCUCCUUUACUUGUACGCCUCUGAAACAGCGCCACCUGCAGGACCGGCUGAACCCUCCACAAGACAAGGGGCUGGACAGUACACCAGUGUUCAGGGUGCGCGCUCCAAGCUUGGCCGAAACCGAAGAAGCACUGGCUCAUGCCGUGUGGAGCUGGGCUGGCAUCUCUAGUGACAGCAGUUCUUCACUGCUUGCUGAUGAUGUCCUCGGUUCCUACUUGCUGUGUCCCCACCCUAAGAACCCCAGCCUCGGAUCUCUCCUUAUACACUUCCCUUCAGGCCUGGUCACUCUGUCUAUUAGGACGUCCAAAGGAAAAUUUUUCCUUGAGAAGUGCCACAUCUUGUUUGAAAGCCUCAUGGCUUUGAUCGAGCACUACACCCAGUUCAGAGGAGAGCUGGAGUGUCCGCUGAGCUGUGCUCGUGUCAACCACUGUUACGAAUGGGAGGAGAACACAAGCAAGGCCCACAGUCCACGGUCACAGCAUGGGAGCAAACGAAACGACAAAUACCAGUGCUGGAUCUAAAUUGUUACAUUUAUUUUUAAAUCCUUGUAAUUGUUCAUUGUUCAGUGGGAUUUUCUUUUUUACGGCAAAUUCCCGACUGAAACGGGGACUUAUUUCCCGAGGUGGAAAAUCCAGGUCCCGAAAGUAAAAAUCCUUCCCAGGAUUUUGUUCCAACUGCCUGGAUGGCUCUGCUGGUGGUUUGAUCCAACUAGAGAAGCCAGGCCAUUGGAGCAAAAUCCUGGGAAGGAUUUUUAAUUUCUGGACCUGGAUUUUCCACCUCUGCUUAUUUCACUUUCUUUCACCCAAAUUGUAGACACGUUUACUUUUCUCUCUUUUUUAUUUGAAUGGGCUCUAAUGUUCUGCCGUUCGCCCAGUAAGAUGCACCUGAAGCACAAGGGUGGGUAGGUGGUAGUGUAGUGGCCUAGUUUAUGAUUUUCUGGUUGGUUUGUUUGUUUGUUUGUUUCUCAGGAAUAGACCCUUUAUUUCUCUGUAAAUGGAACACUGAACACUGCUCCUACUAUGAAACUGACUCUUCGAUUCUGAAAGCCUCAUCAUUUUAUGUGUGCUAUAUAUGUCCAACUGUGUGGUCAAGCCAUUUUAAACAUUUUUAGCUGUAUUGUUUGCCCAGGCAUUGCCGUUUCCUUCAUGUACUCUGCUCUGCGGUGUAGAAAAGUUCCUUUUAAGGGAAUUCGCAGGCCGGACACAGAAUGCAGAUGUUGUCUGUCUCUCUUGUCAACGGCCUGCUAUGUCAGUGGUGUCAAAUUAUAGAGAAGUGUAAUGUGAUCAGCUCUGCUUCAGGUUGGUAAUUGCCACUUCAUGUUAAUCUUGCACCAGAACCUCGUUCAAAAAUCUUAACUACUUUUUUUUUUUUUUUUUUUUUUACAUAAGCAAAUUACUGAAGCACUUUCUGAACAAAUAUUUUUCUCUUUCCCUGUUUGUUGUACACUUUCACAAGAGGAUUUUAUAUAUAAACAUUUUUUUUAUACAGCAA